Molecule: messenger RNA, 290 nt
Organism: Paraglomus occultum
Lineage: Eukaryota; Fungi; Glomeromycota; Glomeromycetes; Paraglomerales; Paraglomeraceae
Source: the annotation of a GenBank genome assembly
AACUGCUUGGAUUAGCAAAAAAUUUAAACAAUAUGAGCAAUCCCCAAAUUACUUACAUGGAUGUCGACAAUGUCGUCACUGAGGAGUUUAUAGACAGCAUUGUCACUGAGGAUUUUAUUGACAACUUUGUUGAAAAUUUCGAAGGCAAUUUUGAGAACACAUAUUCAACUGUACUUGCAAACGCCUUAUUACGAGAUAGUUAUGAUGAAAAUGAUGAUGAAAAUGAUGACGAAAAUGAUGAUGAAAAUGAUCUGAAUUUUACAGUUCUUUUAGUCAAGUUCAUUCCAUAA